AUGACAAUUCUGGAGAAGCAGGACCAUCGACCAGUACAACUUCGCCAGCAGCUAGAGAAGAAAUUGUUACUUUAUGGUUCGAGUUUCCAGAAGAAACAACAGGAACCACAGCCAAAGUUAAAUGUCGACCUCACGUGCAAAGCAAGCCAAAUACUUUGUCUUCAAACUGGGACAAACUUUAAUAACGAACCUUCGAAUUCACAGAGUUUGCCUGCUCACUUUGCAGAUAUUGAAAAAACCACAGUGAUUCCAAGGUCUCAUUAUUUGAUUCUGACUGAAACGUGGAUGCGUGACAAUUGUGAUCCAAUUUCAAUUGAAAAUUUUGAAUGUGUAACCCGGCAGAAUAAUCGAUCAGAUUCUGAAACAAAUGCAGCAGGUGGAGUGGCAAUUUAUAGAAACUUAUCAUCGACAUCCACAGCCAAAAUUCUCAACGUUGAACUUUCGGAUACAACCCGCCUUAUUAGAAACACUGGUGACGUUUGCUUAGCAGAAGUUACAUGCUUCACCACUGAUACCACGUUCAAAAUGGUUCUUGGCGCAGUUUAUAUUCAUCCUGGAGCAAGUAUUUCUAACAUCAGUGUUCUGCUACAUCAAGCACUAUUUCCGUAUGUUUAUAACAGCCAGUAUGUACAUCCCGUCAUGGAAGUUGAUACCGAUAUACCAAUUCUUCUUUGUGGCGACUUCAACACAAAUGUGAAAAAUGACGAAACAUUCAUCAAAUUCAUGAAAGACAUGUUUAAUGUCGAUUGUGCAUCAGACGUUAAUAACUCAACAACACUAGGAGGCACCACCAUCGAUUUGACUUUUUCAAGACACAUUAAAGUCGAAACCCUUUAA
Messenger RNA from Arctia plantaginis, 837 nucleotides. The record is from the annotation of a GenBank genome assembly. NCBI's taxonomy places the organism in Eukaryota, Metazoa, Arthropoda, Insecta, Lepidoptera, Erebidae.